AAUUUCUAGAAAGCGUCGAUUUUCUCUGGAAAACGGUUUCGCUUCCCCGACCUUCUCUCCUUCGAGUCAUUCCGCUUCUCUGCGUUUCCUGAGGGACCUCGCAUCUUUCCCCGUCCCAAUUUUUCGUUUCCGCGCGUCGCCCUAUCUCCGCGUUGUCGACCGAAGUACUUUUUCCUCACUUUCUCGGCAGCUUUACCCCCCCGUCCAUCGCUCGCAUGUCGCAAAGCGACAGAAACGGGAGACAAAGAGGUCCGAGGAAAGACGCAGCGACGCGCAGAGUCGUAGCGCGACAAGUAGCGAGCACCUAAGCAGGGGCGCAAAAGUAGAGAGAGAAGCAGAGGAGGGAAGGACGUUUUUUGGAUGCUCGCUGGGCGUUCGUUUUGGGCCUUUUCACACCCUCUUCCAGCAUUUCGUGCAUCGACAGAAUGGCGGGAGCGCCGGCGAACUGGCGAGAAUGCAAAGCCGCGAAAGACCGACAGCGAAAAAAGAAGAAAAAGAGACAAGAUGGCCGCUUUUGGGAUUCCAUCGGUAGACCUCGAUUUGUCAUGGCGCCCAUGGUUGAUGCCAGCGAACUUGCAUUCCGGCUCCUAGGAAGACGGUAUGGCGUCGACCUCGCGUACACUCCGAUGCUGCACAGCCGGCUUUUUCUCGACGACUCCAAGUACCGCGCACUGCACUGGCAGACGCUGCGCUCCUCGCCGAGCUGGACGCAAGCGUCGUGCUCUGAAGAAGAAGACGUCCAAGAAGAAGAAGAAGGAGAAGAAGAAGAAGGAGAAGAAGGAGAACGAGAAGUGUCUGAAGGGGGAAGGUCGCAGUGGACUGGAGACGAGAGUCAAGAGUUUGAUGAGCCUGUCUUUGUGCAGUUUUGCGGAGACUCACCCGCGACCCUCCUAGCCGCCGCCCAGCUCGUCGAAGACGAAGUCGAAGCCGUCGACGUGAACUUCGGGUGUCCACAAGGCAUUGCACGUCGAGGUCACUACGGCGCCUUCCUUCUCAACGAACCGGAGCUUCUCGUAGACAUCGUCUCGACGCUGCACAAACAUCUCAAGACUCCUGUCACUUGUAAAAUGCGAAAAGUAUCUCCGCGAAAUCCAAGAGACGCUUUGCCUCGCUCCGAGGCCGCGCUCGUCCUCGAUGAAGAACGGCGGCUGCAAGACACGCUGAGGCUCUGCGACGCCUUCGAGGCCGCGGGAUGCGCAUGCUUGUGCAUUCACGGGAGAACGAAAGAAGAAAAGGCUGCGUUCGUCGGACCGUGCGAUUGGCUCGCCAUUCGCCAUGUGAAGCAGCGUCUCUCGAUUCCAGUCAUUGCCAACGGAGCGGUCGAAACCUAUGAAGAUGCUCUACGGUGUCUUGAGUUCACAGGAGCGGAUGCGGUGAUGUCUGCGGAGGGGCUUCUGGAUAAUCCCAUGCUUUUUGCUCCCUCGCGUUUCGCGCCCUCCUCCUUUUGCGCGCUUUCGUUUCCGUCGUUCCUCCCCUUUUCUCCAUUCUUGUCGUUCUCCCCCCUCAGAGACAGCCUGCGAGGGCGACUGUCUGCGUCCUCGCGCUUGCAUGCAGUUCCACGCGCCUCUUGCGAGUUUCUGGGACUUUCUCCCGGCCUCCUCCAGAGGUGCCUCGUGAUGCAGGAGUAUCUGGAUCUCUGCAUGCGCUUUCCGCCGCCGCAUCCCAGCUUUGUCAAGUCUCACCUUUUUCGGUGUCUUCAUCCCGUCCUGGCGGAACACGAAGAGCUGCGGAACUCCUUGGGGAAGGCAGUGGAGUACACCGAGUUCAGCGCGAUCGUGGACGCAGCGACCGCGCAUGUGAAGGAAAGGGAGUUCUCUCGUUGGGCUGCGAAGCCUCACGAGGGGGGCAGAGGAGAGACAGGGAGGAGACACGAAGAAACGCACACAGGAGACAGCCAAGAAGCGCCGCAUCCCACCUGGUACAGGCGACACAGAACAAACCUCGCAAGAGCGCAAAAAAAGGAAACAGAAACCAAAGAGGUGCCUCUCUGGGAGCCUAGCGAAGAGGGCGCAGAUGGAGAUGUUUUUUCGAAUCUUUUCUUCGCCUAGAAGCGUCUUCAGUCGGCACUGUCGGAUCGACUCUGAGGUCGGCAGAUAGCUCUCACCUGACGAACUCCUGUUCGGCUACACAGCAGAGAAAACACCCUUUUUAGCAAGCGUCACCGCUUAGGAACGGAUGCUGUUUUCUUCCUCAUUCCAGAAGUAUGCGUAUAUGUAUAUAUAGUUCUACCUAUCUAUCUAUCCGUAUAUAUAUAUAUAUAUAUAUAUAUAAAAUAUACUAACAUGCACGUAUGAAAAGUCUUCGUUUUCCUUUUUUUCUGGGAGAAUAUGAAUAAUGAACUGUAUCGUUGAAUGUAUUUUAUGAAUUUAUAUUUGUGAAUCUGUAUCUAUUUAUAAAUACAGAUUCAUACGUACAUACGAUUGCAUUUGAAUUUGUAAAUAUCCCCGUACUUUUCCAACAGAAACUCUCUCUUCCUGGUCUGCUCUGAGCUUAGCCU
Toxoplasma gondii ME49 is the source of this 2497-nucleotide messenger RNA. RefSeq names its product dihydrouridine synthase (dus) protein. The record is from RefSeq and is a predicted model, not a curated record. The transcript has 10 exons. NCBI's taxonomy places the organism in Eukaryota, Apicomplexa, Conoidasida, Eucoccidiorida, Sarcocystidae. Gene Ontology annotation, biological process: tRNA processing. Bases 426 to 2048 code for a protein of 540 amino acids. Gene Ontology annotation, molecular function: flavin adenine dinucleotide binding; tRNA dihydrouridine synthase activity.